Messenger RNA from Saprolegnia diclina VS20, 750 nucleotides. RefSeq lists its product as hypothetical. Lineage: Eukaryota; Oomycota; Saprolegniomycetes; Saprolegniales; Saprolegniaceae. The transcript has a single exon. The record is from RefSeq and is a predicted model, not a curated record. Bases 1 to 750 code for a protein of 249 amino acids.
AUGGGCCUCAACAUCUCCAUCAUCUACCCGCAAGUACCUCCGACCCCGCCUCCCAAACGCGAUGUUGAGCGUUGUGACCUCGCGUGGUCAGUGGGAUGGGGCACGUGCCUGGGGUGCGUCCUUGGGCUCAUCGACGAGAAAAAGAUGUACCCCCCGCCGGCGCGCAAGCUGCUUGACGAGAUUUACGACUACACAUCAAGUGGACUCGAACACCACCGGAAGGUGACCGCGACAACAUACAAGUGGUGUAGCGAGCUCGAAAGUUAUCUCGUGGGCUUCCUCGAGGCCUGUACCGAGAACGAUAAAGCCACGAUGCGUGCGUUUACGAUCGAACGGCUCGACAAAGCGCCAGCGACGGUCCAGGCUGUUCUUUGCAGCAUCGAAUCGGGGCUCAAGGACAUAAACCUCGCCAUCGGGCUACUGUCCAAGUUUCGUGCCGAGAUCCACGCAGCCUUUGCAGUCAAAGGCACUCAAUCGUCGAAAGAGUGCACGGCAAUCGAGGCCAAGAUGGAGAGCGCGCUCGCGUGCUUCACGGCUACCCAUGAUACCCUCUAUCGCGCUCGUUCCGCCUUCAAGCGCGACGCCCAGCACGUCGCAUUUCUCGAAAGCAGCGCAGGCGUCGUCAAGACAUUCAUCCAGCUCGAGAGCGCUUCGAUGCCCAUGCUCGCGUCGAAGGGCAAAGAGCUCGUCCAGCUCUGCGAAUCGUACAAGAAAAGGCAUUCCGAGUAUGCCGGCCUCCUCUCAAAGUGA